Acipenser ruthenus (sterlet) is the source of this 4225-nucleotide messenger RNA. Its product is annotated as high-affinity choline transporter 1-like. NCBI's taxonomy places the organism in Eukaryota, Metazoa, Chordata, Actinopteri, Acipenseriformes, Acipenseridae. Bases 200 to 1864 code for a protein of 554 amino acids. Gene Ontology annotation, biological process: choline transport; transmembrane transport; acetylcholine biosynthetic process. The record is from RefSeq and is a predicted model, not a curated record. Gene Ontology annotation, molecular function: choline:sodium symporter activity. The transcript has 9 exons. Gene Ontology annotation, cellular component: plasma membrane.
ACCAGGGUUGGGAAGCCCUGCCUUAAAUGCUUUUCAAGUCUUACUGGAACAACCGGUACUUGAAUGGAAUGUGGUGAUCAAGUCCUGUACUGUCUUAUUGGUUUCAGAGGGUCUCAUCCAUUUGUACUUGAGUGCGUACACGCGAGUUGCGCAAAUUAAUAGAAGUACAAGCUGCUACAGGGAGUCUCUGUAUUUGAAGAUGGCUGUCAACAUCCCUGGUCUGAUCGCUGUAAUUGUGUUUUAUAUACUCAUUCUGGCAACUGGCAUUUGGGCUUCAAGAAAAGCCAAGAAAGAAGAGAAGAAAUGCACGGGAAACAAAAGCGAGGUGUCCAUGGUUGGGGGCCGAAACAUGAAUCUCUGGGUUGGGAUUUUCACUACGACCGCAACGUGGGUUGGAGGAGGUUACAUCAUGGGCACAGCAGAAGUGGUUUAUGAUCCAGCAAUGGGCCUAAUCUGGUCUACUCAACCACUGGCAUAUGCACUUAGCUUGUUUGUUGAAUUUUUUUUUUUCUUUAUACUAGGUGGGCUUUUCUUUGCUAAACCCAUGAGAGACAAGAAUUAUGUUACCAUGAUGGACCCAUUCCAGAUCCGAUAUGGAAAUACGUUGAUGAGUCUGCUUUCUGUUCCUGUAUUAAUAGCAGAAGUAGCUUGGGCAGCCAACAUACUUGCUGCUUUGGGAGGAACAAUUUAUGUAAUACUGGGUAUUGCAUCCUAUCAGUCAAUCCUAAUGUCUGGUGGAGUGGCAAUAUUAUAUACAUUACUCGGGGGCCUGUACUCUGUAUCCUACACAGAUGUUAUCCAGCUCCUCUUUAUAUUUGUCAGCUUGUGGCUUUGUAUUCCAUUUCUCAUGUUGAAUCCAGCAUCUACAGAUAUUAUAUAUACCGCUGUUGACGAAUUAUAUCAAGCUCCCUGGGUUGGGAAACUAGACCUAGUAGACCUAUGGAGAUGGCUGGAUGAUCUUUUACUAAUGGUUUUUUCUAGUGUUUGUUACCAAGACUUUUAUCAGAGAGUUCUUGCAACAUCAUCUACUGCACAUGCUCAGAAAAUGUGCUACGCUGCCGCAGUGUUUUGUUUUUUCUUGGGUGUCCCUUCUAUGCUCAUUGGUGCAAUAGCAGCUUCAACUGACUGGAACCAGACAAGUUAUGGUUUACCCACCCCAUAUGAGAAAGGGGAGGCAGGUAUCAUCUUGCCCAUCGCACUGCAGCACUUGUGCCCUGUCUACAUCUCCAUAGCUGGGAUCGGAGCAAUCGCCGCUGCUGUGAUGUCAUCCAUGGACUCGGCACUUCUAGCCGCCGGUUCCAUGUUUGCAUUCAACAUUUAUAAGAACAUGUUAAGGAAAAGGGCAUCUGACAGAGAAGUCCUGUGGGUGAUCAAGAUCUCAGUGAUUUUCUUUGGAGUUGCUGCCAUGGGUAUUGCUAUGAUAACCACUUCAAUGUAUGGAUUGGGGAUCAUUUCUGGAGAGUUGCUGUAUAGUAUUCUUUUUCCUCAAACUGUUUGCAUCCUGUUUGUCCCAAUGUCAAACGGCUAUGGUGCUUCAGUGGGACUAGUAGUGGGGUUGACCCUGAGACUUUUAGGAGGGGAUUCGUUCCUUAACUUCCCUCCUGUUAUUCCCUACCCAGGCUGCACACUCGUAGAUGGCGUCUAUGUGCAGCUCUUUCCAUUCAAAACCUUGACUAUGCUGCUUUCUCUGUUCAGUAUUGUUUCUGUCUCCUAUCUCACAUCACUGCUGUUUAAACGGGGCCUGUUGCCCAAAAAGUGGGAUAUUUUUUAUGCAAGUAAAAAAACUGACAUUAUUCUGAAAGAAACUGAACUAUCACCUAUUAACAAUGAAGAAGAUGUUGGGGGAAAUGAAAAUCAAGCAUAAAUGGAAUGAUACAGGGAGCUUAAUGGUAAAUCUCCUAGUGCCGGUCAGUUAAUUUCUUUUUUAUUUUGCGUCAACUACAUUUGUCAGAAAUGACCCAAAGAACCAUCCUGUAUAGACUGUAAUUGUUUCACGGGUUUCACGAAAUUCCCAUUGCUGAAAGAAUAGUGUAAUUACACAUAUUUAUCAUUUAAAAAACAAAUACAGCUGUUUGCCUUAUUGCUGUACUACCUGUUACACUGCAUGUAGGAACCUGGUAGAUGGUUCAGAUGAUUUAUACUGGACCCUGACGCACCCGAUUAAACGAGGGCAUGGUUGUACAGUAUUUGUGAUUAGCCUGUUUGUUUUUCUAUGGGUCUCUCGCUAUAUCACGGCCCUCGAUAAAUACCGGAUUUAUAUUGGACUCAGACACCCGCAAUAUAUCAAAUGGGUGGUGUAUAUACUUGUGUGGGGGGGAAUGUAAGAUUGGCAGAUUAAAUCUGUCCCUGCCAACUGUCACAUUUGUGUCCAUUUCCCAAUUAGGUAAUUCAAUGCUAAUUGUGGAAUGGUCACAUACAGACGUGCUCAAAUUUGUUGGUACCCCUCCACAAAAAACGAAGAAUGCACAAUUUUCUCUGAAAUAACUUGAAACUGACAAAAGUAAUUGGCAUCCACCAUUGUUUAUUCCAUAUUUAAUAGAAAUCAGACUUUGCUUUUGAUUUUUUAUUCAACAUAAUAUUGUAAAUAAUAAAACAAAUGAAAAUGGCAUGGACAAAAUGAUGGGACCGCUAACCUAAUAUUUUGUUGCACAACCUUUAGAGGCAAUCACUGCAAUCAAACGUUUUCUGUAGCUCUCAAUGAGACUUCUGCACCUGUUAACAGGUAGUUUGGCCGACUCUUCCUGAGCAAACUGCUCCAGCUGUCUCAGGUUUGAUGGGUGCCUUCUCCAGACUCCAAGUUUCAGCUCUUUCCAUAGAUGUUCGAUAGGAUUCAGAUCAGGACUCAUAGAAGGCCACUUCAGAAUAGUCCAAUGUUUUGUUCUUAUCCAUUCUUGGGUGCUUUUAGCUGUGUGUUUUGGGUCAUUAUCCUGUUGGAGGACCCAUGACCUGCGACUGAGACAGAGCUUUCUGACACUGGGCAGUACGUUUUGAUCCAGAAUGCCAUGAUAGUCUUGAGAUUUUAUUGUGCCCUGCACAGAUUGAAGGCACCCUGUGCCAGGCGCAGCAAAGCAGCCCCAAAACAUAACCGAGCCUCCUCCAUGUUUCACUGUAGGUAUGGUGUUCUUUUAUUUGAAAGCUUCAUUCUUUCGUCUGUGAACAUAAAGCUGAUGUGACUUGCCAAAAAGCUCCAGUUUUGACUCCCAGAAAGAUUGUGGCUUGUCAAUAUGCAUUUUAGCAAAUUCCAGUCUGGCUUUUUUAUGUUUUUCUUUCAAAAGUGGAGUCCUCCUGGGUCUUCUUCCAUGGAGCCCACUUUCGCUCAAAAAGCGACGGAUGGUGUGAUCAGAAACUGACGUACCUUCACCUUUGAGUUCAGCUUGUAUCUCUUUGGCAGUUAUCCUUGGUUCUUUUUCUACCAUUCGCACUAUCCUUCCGUUCAAUCUGGGGUCGAUUUUCCUCUUGCGGUCGUGCCCAGGGAGGUUGGCUACAGUUCCAUGGACCUUAAACUUCUUAAUAAUAUUUGCAACUGUUGUCACAGGAAGAUCAAGCUGCUUGGAGAUGGUCUUAUAGCCUUUACCUUUACCAUGCUUGUCUAUUAUUUUCUUUCUAAUCUCCUCAGACAACUCUCUCCUUUGCUUUCUCUGGUCCAUGUUCAGUGUGGUGCACACAAUGAUACCAAACAGCACAGUGACUACUUUUCUCCAUUUAAAUAGGCUGAAUGACUGAUUACAAGAUUGGAGACAUGUGUGAUACUAAUUAAAGAAACUAAUUAGUUUGAAAUAUCACUGUAAUCCAAUUAUUUAUUAUCUUUUCUAAGGGGUACCAACAAAUGUGUCCAGGCCAUUUUAGAAUAUCUUUGUAGAAUAAGCAAUAAUUCAUCUCUUUUCACAGCUUCUUUGCUUUAUUCUAUGACAUACCAAAGGCAUGCAAGUAUACAUGAUAAAAUAGCUUUUAAUUUCAUCACUUUUCAGGAGGAAUGAAGCAUUAUUUCAAUGAGCUGCAAGGGUACCAACAAAUUUGAGCACGUCUGUAUAUAAAAAGGGGAGAAAUCUUUUGCUUGGGAGAGGAGUUUGGAGUGAGUUUGUGUUGGUGUUGGUAUUUCGACAGCUGUGUAGUGAAGGCGAAUGCCAGCCUACACGUGUUUAGUCUUUUGUUGAAAGCUUUUAUUUUGGCCCUCAUGCCCUGUUUGUUUUGGUGUAUUUUGUUUGUAAUAAACAUGUGUAACAAC